Messenger RNA from Chiloscyllium plagiosum (whitespotted bambooshark), 591 nucleotides. NCBI's taxonomy places the organism in Eukaryota, Metazoa, Chordata, Chondrichthyes, Orectolobiformes, Hemiscylliidae. The record is from RefSeq and is a predicted model, not a curated record.
AUGGCUCGCAACCAGAUUCAUGAAAGACAGUCCCCCACCGGCUAUGCAAAUAAAUCCUCUAUGAAUACACUUUGUGGGAAAAUCCAGUGCGAAGGUGGGAGUGCAUUUCCAAUCCGAGGUGGACAGGUGAAAAUUGUUGUCAGUACUGUCAAAUUUAAGGGUGUGACAUAUAAUUGCAGAGGGAUUGUUUCUGACUUAGCUGAUGCCAGCACUCCAGACUUAGUUUAUGAUGGAACCAAGUGUAGCAACAACAAGCUGUGUCAUAAUGCACAAUGUAAGGAUGUGGCUGUCUUUAAAGUAAAGGAAUGUGACAACGCCUGCAAUAAAAAAGGGGUUUGCAACAACAAAGGUAACUGUCACUGUGAUGUUGACUGGGGUCCUCCAUUUUGUAAAACCAAGGGUCCUGGUGGCAGUAUUGACAGUGGUCCUAUGGUGAGCACACUCUCAGUUCCAGGAAGUAAACCUAACCCGAUUGUUCUGAGUGUUACGAUCAUGGCACCAGCUUUAAUAGUCCCGGUAUUGGCCUAUUUCUUCGCGAAGGUAUUUAUGAAGAAAGCCAAGAUUGCAAGUGCAAGAUCUCUAGCAGGUUAA